Molecule: messenger RNA, 453 nt
Organism: Miscanthus lutarioriparius
Lineage: Eukaryota; Viridiplantae; Streptophyta; Magnoliopsida; Poales; Poaceae
Source: the annotation of a GenBank genome assembly
AUGCAGACGAUGCACGGCCAGCACCACCACCCGAGCAGCAACAAGGCGCCGGCGGCUGCGACGUCACUGCCGGCCAUCGUCAAGGAUGGCGGCGUGUCGUCCGUGGUGGUCAAGGUCGGCGACCGCCGCCAAGGGGACCCAGCAGCGGCAAAAGGCCGACGCGAGGCCGCAGCGGUCGUGGCCGCUGAAGAAUCUGCCGCCGUUGACGUGUGCCUCGCCGCGGCCGCCAUGGCCGGCGCGGCGCUGCUGGCGUGGUGGGCCGUCGCGUUCCACCCGUCCUACGCGCAGCUCUGGAUGGUGCCGCUCGGCCUCGUCCUCGCCGGCACCCCGCCCGUCGUCUGCCUCGCGCUCCGCUUCAGCUCCGACUCGUCGCGCGUGCUGCCGCCGGGCAAAGGCUCAUCCGGAUGCGCGGGUGCGCCGCCGGCGUUGGUCGCCGUGGUCGUCCACAAGUAG